This is a messenger RNA of Scophthalmus maximus (turbot), 614 nucleotides long. Its product is annotated as fibroblast growth factor 4A-like. Bases 1 to 576 code for a protein of 191 amino acids. The transcript has 3 exons. The record is from RefSeq and is a predicted model, not a curated record. Gene Ontology annotation, molecular function: fibroblast growth factor receptor binding; growth factor activity. Lineage: Eukaryota; Metazoa; Chordata; Actinopteri; Pleuronectiformes; Scophthalmidae. Gene Ontology annotation, biological process: cell differentiation; animal organ morphogenesis; positive regulation of gene expression. Gene Ontology annotation, cellular component: cytoplasm.
AUGCCAUCGUCAAGGUCCAAGCUCCCACUGCUCCUGCAUGGGCUUCUACUGUGCAGCUCUUUUGCUCCUCUCCCAGUCAUCAGCAGUAAAAGACAAACCAUACAGAGUGUCGUGUCAUUGGUUCAGGCGAGCGGCGGCGGCUCAUGGGACAAGAGGGAGGUGACUGCCAGAGAUGGAGAAUACCUGCUGGGCAUAAAAAGACUAAGAAGACUUUACUGUAAUGUUGGCAUCGGCUUCCACAUUCAAGUCUUACCAAAUGGGAAGAUCACAGGCAUGCAUAAUGAAAACAAAUACACCCUUCUAGAAAUAUCCCCUGUGGAGAUAGGAGUGGUGACCCUGUUCGGGACGAGAAGUGGUCUCUUCGUUGCCAUGAGCCACAAAGGGAAACUCUAUGGCUCGGGCAACUACAAUGAUGAAUGCAAGUUUAAGGAGAAGAUCCUGGCCAACAACUAUAAUGCCUAUGAAUCAGCUGCCUACCCUGGCAUGUACAUUGGCCUCAGCAAGACUGGCAAAACCAAGAGAGGCAAUCGUGUAACGUCCACUAUGACCAUGACACACUUCCUUCCCAGGAUAUGAAUAAAAAGAUCAAUACUCAGUAUAAAGCAAAAGUUAGG